Neltuma alba is the source of this 1158-nucleotide messenger RNA. RefSeq lists its product as uncharacterized. Bases 29 to 436 code for a protein of 135 amino acids. The record is from RefSeq and is a predicted model, not a curated record. Lineage: Eukaryota; Viridiplantae; Streptophyta; Magnoliopsida; Fabales; Fabaceae. The transcript is spliced from 2 exons.
UUCAAGUUCAUCUUCCUCCUGCAUCACCAUGAGGAACAUGAUGAAAGCUGUGAAGAAGCUCAAGUUCUGGUCAAGAAAGAAAAAGAAAAGGAAGAACCAUCAACCUUACUAUCCUCUCCCACCUCCUUAUCCUCCUCCACCUCCUCCCUGCCACCAUUGCCACGCUUGUUCCUCCUCCACUGAGCCAUCGUCGCUCCACCCUUACCGCCAUGGCUUGAAGCUGAACAGAACUAUGGGACCUUCUCGCAACCCAGUUUCGAACCUGCCCCAGAAAAGCUCAUCCUAUCAACAGUACAUGGUUCCAGAACCUGUUUAUGGCAUUCCAAUUACUCAUACGGCUACACAAGAGAGAUCAGGAGGCUUAUUUGGGUGUGUUUUUGGCUUUGGGGCUCAUUUAUUUCGGUGCGUAUUCCCUUGUUUUCACAUUCGAGAAUAGGUCUGAAACGGGUAAGCCUAAUCAUGCUAGCACAACCCAUUCUUUCUCCCCCUCGUUCCAUUUUCCUUAAUACAGUGUUCAACUCCUUGGCAACUCCAGAUUUGGGCAAUAUGGAAGAAGAUGAAGCAGCGUUGGUCAUCCUUCUGUGAAUUAGUACUGUAAAUAGGAAUUCUACUUGGAGACAAGUUCCCAUACAAAUACAGUUUUGUUACUUUCAUUUCAACUAAUAAAGCGUGGUUCUCUAGUUGUGUGUGUGUUUGAAUGGCUGUUGACUCACGAACCAUAAUGGCUGUAGAAGUGAUUCAAAACUGAGUUGGGACGUAUUUCAAUUGUACUGUCCUAACAACAACUUAUGCUCCCCCUAUGCCCUGAAGUUUAACCGCAGAACAUCCGGUUACUGGAAUUAUAUUCGUUUUAGUGGCAAUUUAAACCAAUUAGAAAGUCGAUCCCCAACCCGCACUCUCUCUGUUGUUCUGAUAGAUUAGAUGAGAAAAACCUUACCAGUCUUUCUCCCAUCUGCGGAUUAUAGUUCUUCCAUAUAAGAAAUCUAUGUACGAACAAGUGCAUUGGCGACAUUGUACUCAAAGUCUGCAAACUAUAGCCCACAGAAUGGAAAGAAAUAGCCGAUAUAGUCCUCCACGAUUGCAGAAACAGGGGAUUCAUUUGCGAGCUGCUACUCCAUCAGAACAGUUCCGAUAUAAAGAUGCAAAAGAAAAAUUAGA